Messenger RNA from Parastagonospora nodorum SN15, 2037 nucleotides. RefSeq lists its product as hypothetical. Gene Ontology annotation, molecular function: ATP binding; ATP hydrolysis activity. The transcript is spliced from 2 exons. NCBI's taxonomy places the organism in Eukaryota, Fungi, Ascomycota, Dothideomycetes, Pleosporales, Phaeosphaeriaceae. The record is from RefSeq and is a predicted model, not a curated record. Bases 1 to 1923 code for a protein of 640 amino acids.
AUGGCUGUUACAGAUGGCCUCAACGGUACGAGCCAGACAGAUGGUGAGAAGCAUUUGGCUCCCGAAGGCACGCUCUGUUCAACCAAGAGCCUGUACCAAGGGCCUCUUGAUAGCAACAAGAAGUUCACAUGGCUCGUCCAUGAGCCUAAAGACGUGGCCGAAGCUGCAGAAAACGAGAAAACGGCACAGCAUGCCUUCAUAACCCGACUACAGAAGGCUGAGGUGAUUCGCUCCCCCUAUCUGAAGAAGGCUCUUGCUGAGAUCCUCGAUGACUAUCCCGGAAUUCAUUGUGGGCUCACAAGACUGGAAUUUGAGGCACCGUUCCGUCCCUUCGUCCACCGAUGGCCACAGUUGCUUAAGUACAAAGACAAAGAGGAUCUCGAUGACGCCACGGCACAGCAUAUCGGGCUGCUCUACAACGUGUUGAGAGAGGAGCUGAAAGAUGUCAUCAAAACACUCGAAAACUAUGUCGACCAUGGCGUUGUCACAUUCGAACACAUCUGGACCAUCUAUCAACCUGGAUCGAUAAUCUAUUCGAGCUCUCACAACGGCACCCAUGGCGCAUAUCGUCUGAGGGAAGCUAAAUACGUCGAGACUAAAUGUGGCAACGCCUACCAGCUCACAGUGGAGGCAAUCGACUGGGAUGACAACCAAUUCUGUCGCAACGUCAUGUCAAUGUUCGUCUUUGAAUUCAGCGGCACUUCAUCCAUUCUUGCCCUAAAAGCGUUUCCCCUCUCAUUCCACCCUCACGAGAAGGAAGUUGAGGAAAUUCUGAUCAUCCGCGGCAAGAAGUUCCAGCAACUUGCAGGCAGCAACUACAAGGCAUACACCGGCUUCGCCGUGUCUUGGGACAGGGAAGGCAAAGAGAUCCCAUAUCAUGUGCAAGGUCGAAUCAUCGUCGACUCCGACUGUUUUCGACGUUUUUCACACCGCCACACUCGAGGCAGCAGCACAGAGCCUCUUGCCGCCAGGAAAGGCCAACAGAAGUCCGAAGAUGAUGCAAACGUCGCACCUGAAGCGCUGAAGAACACUUAUGUCUUCGGCGAGGAAUCAAAAGGAGAGCAUGUGGCCCUCGAAGAAAUACAGCUUCUGACCUGCUCAUCACGUGUGAAAGGCUACUCACUCAACGACAAGAAGUGGCUCCUCUUCUACGUCGACCUCGUAGAGGAGAUCAAAUUUGACGAAAAUGCGUUUAGCUCACUAGUCCUUCCCGAAGAUCAGAAGGAGCUAAUCUUGUCCUUCGCGGAGUCACAAGCGAUGGGCCAGAGUGGCUUUGACGAUGUCAUUAGUGGCAAGGGGCGAGGUCACAUCACGCUGCUCAGCGGUCCACCUGGAGUCGGCAAGACGCUCACUGCAGAGUCCGUGGCAGAACACAUGCGAGCACCGCUGUUCAUGAUGUCGGCCGGCGACCUCGGAAUCAAUUCGAACCAAAUCGAGUCCAAACUUACCAGCAUCCUUGAAAUGGUCGCAAAGUGGAACGCCGUGCUCCUGCUCGACGAAUGCGACGUGUUUCUUGAAGCGCGUUCAGCACAUGAUCUCGAGCGCAACCAGCUCGUGUCCGUUUUCCUGCGCGUUUUGGAGUACUAUCAGGGUCUGCUCUUCCUCACUACGAACCGCGUUGAUAAUAUCGAUGCAGCAUUUCAGUCACGUAUUCAUGUCAGUAUGGCUUACCCUGGUCUCACGACGGAGUCGCGGAGGCAAAUCUGGAGCAAUUUCUUGGGAAGCUUGGACGUGCUGGAUGGGUUUGGAAAUGACGAUUUGGACGAGCUGGCGACCGUUGAGCUGAAUGGCAGACAGAUCAAGAACGUCUUAAAGAGUGCUGCACUGCUGGCUGCGAGGAAGAAAGAGAAGUUGGGUAGGAAGUAUGUGGAUAUUGUUUUGGCCAUUGAACGGAGGAGGCCUGGCGUUUCCACUCAAGCUUAAAUUGAGGGUGCCAGGAGAAUACAGGGACGUUCAAUCUCGUCAUGGAAGGUUUGUCGUACGGCGAAGCCAACGAAGCCUCGAUAUCAUAUACAUGAAUCACGAUUUCCAUUGUAA